This is a messenger RNA of Zychaea mexicana, 675 nucleotides long. RefSeq lists its product as uncharacterized. The transcript is spliced from 2 exons. The record is from RefSeq and is a predicted model, not a curated record. The coding region runs from base 1 to 333 and encodes 110 amino acids. NCBI's taxonomy places the organism in Eukaryota, Fungi, Mucoromycota, Mucoromycetes, Mucorales, Lichtheimiaceae.
AUGGAGCAUCGUCUUAUUAAUUCCCUAGUCGAGGUACCAGUUGUCGAUGAAGCAGAACUUGCUGAGACGGUUUCCCUCAUUCCCCACCCAAUGACUCUAAAUGCCAAGGGGAAGAUGGUAAAGAAAGCGAGCAAGGAUGAUGUUGAGCGCCUUCUCCUUCAAGGCUACCACCAUUUUGAAGGAGGUGCCUUGAUCAAAGUCCAGACCGACAUCAAGCACAUUAGCGAACGUGUUGUGGUCGAUCUUGUGAAAAGAUUGCAGAAUCGUGCUGACAACAGCGUGACCCACUACUUUGCUAAGCUACAAAGCAAAGAUAGGCAACUGGGCUAUUAGCCUUUUCAUGAACCUGGCAAAAAAGCAGGGCAUUGAUUUUGCUGUCUGCCAGGGCCAGUGGGCAGCUCGCCAUAUCCUCCAGGAAUGCUGGCAUAACUACGGCAGAUCCAGCAAGUCGAGAGCGGUUUCUAGGUAUGAUAACUACUACACUAGAGCAACUACAAUCAAAUAUAUAUUAACUAUCAGGUAGACAACAAGAACCGGCUUCUGCUCUUCCUGUCUCUGCUUCUCUUCCUGCUUCUGCUUUUCUUCCUGUUUCCGCUUCUGCUUUUCUUCCUGCCCCUGCUCCUGCCCAGUCCACGCAGUCUACCAAACGACGCCGUACGACAAAGCGGCUCGGAG